AGUUUGAUCCGUGCGAACUUCCUCUGUGAGAGCAGUUGAACGGGUCGGUGCAGCCACAGCCUUCGCGCACGACGAGUGAUCCACGUCGCAGCGACUGAUAACGACCUGUGAAAAAACGGCGCCUGGCGCGUUUGGAUGGACUCCCUUGUCUCGUCUUUAUGGAUCCUCGGGGCUUCUCUCCUCGGGGUUUGAACACUGCUCGCUCGUCGUCAACACUGCACGGCCGGAGAGACUAACUGUGGCCAAGACGAGACUCUCCCCCCCGGACAGGAGCCAUUGCGCACAGGCAUUUGACGACUGCAGCAGCUACAACCCAGACUUCUUCUUCUUCUUCUUCUUCUUCUUCUGUUUGUUUUUUGUUUUCUUCUCCCAUUUCCCCUCGGCUGCUGUCAUCGUAGCAUGUCUGCACUUCGAAAGAAAUUUGGGGACGACUAUCAGGUAGUGACCACCUCCUCCAGCGGGUCUGGAUUCGCCCAGCCUCCCCCCGAGAAGAAGAAGAAGCGGCAGCGGUUCGUGGACAAGAACGGCCGAUGCAACGUCCAGCAUGGGAACCUGGGCGGGGAGACCAGCAGGUACCUGUCGGACCUGUUCACCACGCUGGUCGACCUGAAGUGGCGCUGGAACCUGUUCAUCUUCAUCCUCACCUACACGGUGGCCUGGCUCUUCAUGGCCUCGAUGUGGUGGUGCAUCGCCUACAUCCGGGGCGACCUCCACCGCGCGCACAACGACAAGUACACGCCGUGCGUGGCCAACGUGUACAACUUCCCCUCCGCCUUCCUCUUCUUCAUCGAGACCGAGGCCACCAUCGGAUACGGCUACAGAUACAUCACGGACAAGUGCCCCGAGGGCAUCAUCCUGUUCCUCUUCCAGUCGAUCCUGGGCUCGAUCGUGGACGCCUUUCUGAUCGGCUGCAUGUUCAUCAAGAUGUCUCAGCCCAAGAAGAGGGCCGAGACGCUGAUGUUCAGCGAGCACGCCGUGAUUUCCAUGCGCGACGGGAAACUGACUCUCAUGUUCCGGGUCGGCAACCUGCGUAACAGCCACAUGGUCUCUGCGCAGAUCCGCUGCAAGCUGCUGAAAUCUCGCCAGACGCCCGAAGGCGAGUUUCUUCCGCUGGAUCAGCUGGAGUUGGACGUGGGCUUCAGCACCGGGGCGGACCAGCUCUUUCUCGUCUCACCGCUCACGAUCUGCCACGUGAUUGACACCAAAAGCCCCUUCUACGAAUUGUCCCAGAGGUCCAUGCAAACGGAGCAGUUUGAAAUUGUGGUGAUACUGGAAGGGAUAGUCGAGACCACAGGGAUGACCUGCCAAGCGAGGACGUCUUACACCGAGGACGAGGUUCUGUGGGGACACCGCUUCUUCCCGGUCAUCUCCUUGGAGGAGGGCUUCUUCAAGGUGGACUACUCUCAGUUCCACGCCACGUUCGAGGUGCCCACCACUCCUUACAGCGUGAAGGAGCAGGAGGAGGCUCUGCUCCUCUCUUCGCCGCUCAUGGCUCCGUCCCUGUGCAACAGCGGGGAGAAAAACAGCUCCCUGGACUGCCUGGAGACGCUGGAGGACAAUGACAGCACCACCAAGCUGCCCGCCAAGCUCCAGAAGAUCACCGGCCGGGAAGGCCUGCCCAAGAAGCUGCUACGGAUGAGCUCCACCACCUCAGAGAUGACUUACAGCUUUGGAGACCUGCCCAUGAAGUUGCAGCGAAUCAGCUCAGUUCCCGGUGUCUCUGAUGACAAGCAGGCCGGUAGGGCCUCCAGGAUCAGCUCAGAGCCCAUGAGUAAGUCAGUGGCGGACCUGCCCCCCAAGCUGCAGCGACUGGCUGGGGGAGGUGGGGGCAGGAUGGACGGACACCUACCGCCCAAACUCAGAAAGAUGAAUUCAGAUCGCUUCACAUAAGGCAGGCGACAUAACUUAUGCCAUCCACCUUCAUGUCCCUACCUGAAGUCCUUGUACUAUUCCUAAUUUAUUAAUGAACAAUAUUCUUAUAUUAAAAGGAAAUGUAGAAUAUGUGCACAAAUACCCUAUAUGAAGUAGGGUGAUGGAAUUGAGCACAUUUGUCCCUGGACGUAAGUGUACGUGCUGCGACGAAAGAUCUCUGACUUUUUUUUCAGGAUGAUGUACAAUUAGCACAAUCUGGCAUGUAAGAAACAGCGCAUGUAGAACCGAAUCUCAGUAAUUUCUGGCAUGUCACUUAUUGAUAUAUUACUUUACAAAAAAACAAUUUCAUUGGUAAAUUGACUGACAGUUGAAAAAUUGCACAAAGCCAUACGAUUUACAACGUGGAAAACUUUACAUUACAUGGUUCUAAGUUGUGGUGGCGAAAGGCACACACAUUUUUUUUCAGUUGCUUGCUUUUGUUGUUUAGUGUAAAAAUUGUGGCAAUGUUAUGUUGAUUGCAUGCUCCUCUUAUUGACUUAGCUAUACAAAGGUAAUAGACAAAGAUGUUUAGCCUUAACUAUAUUACCUUGUUUCCAUUUUCAUGUUUGUUCACAGCAGUAUUUUUGGUAUUUCAAAUAUAGACUAUUUUACCAUGUGCAAUUUUAUGAUUUCAUCCAUUGAUCAAAUACGGAAUAUGUUGCCAGAUGAUGUGUUUUGCAUUUUGAAAAUGCCUUAUCUGCAUCAUAUGACCUGUCUGAACUGGGCACAAUGCUACACAAUUUCACCUGCUUAUUAAAGUAACACUUAAGUUGAAAGAGUCAAUAAUUGUACUUGAUAAGCACAAAUCAAUCAUUAUACUAUACGCUAUGAUAUUAUAAAGCAUUUAUGGGCAUUCUUUCAUAAAUAAACUGCGUAGGGCAGUAGUUCGGUACUGUGCAGUCACUUUAUAUCAUUACAGUCAGUUUAAUCUGCAGUGGGCCUGUGUAGUCAUAUGAGACACCAUUAGAAUUUCAACUUAGGUGUUACUAGGUUUAGAGGUGGGCCUGUAAGGAGAACAUAGGCUCCACGUCCUCUCUCCUCUGUGAUGAAAGCAAUAAUAUUAUAAUGACUAUAAUCUUGAUAUAGCCACAGGAUCUACCACAGCCCCAGAUUCAUUCUGUUUACUGAAUCAAUGCCAUAAAAUCUGGUUUCCUCCAAAUGGAUCAAAGACAUUGUAUGAUGCCCCAUCUUUUCAGGAAUAAAGAUCUAACAUAACUGGUAA
Scophthalmus maximus (turbot) is the source of this 3133-nucleotide messenger RNA. RefSeq names its product potassium inwardly rectifying channel subfamily J member 3a (gene kcnj3a). Gene Ontology annotation, cellular component: plasma membrane. The record is from RefSeq and is a predicted model, not a curated record. The transcript has 3 exons. Gene Ontology annotation, biological process: regulation of monoatomic ion transmembrane transport; potassium ion import across plasma membrane. Gene Ontology annotation, molecular function: G-protein activated inward rectifier potassium channel activity. Bases 400 to 1890 code for a protein of 496 amino acids. NCBI's taxonomy places the organism in Eukaryota, Metazoa, Chordata, Actinopteri, Pleuronectiformes, Scophthalmidae.